ACUUUCUCGUUCUAGUGCCAUUUUUGAGACAUAAACUUCAAAAAGUGCUAUUAUUGACAAUUGCCCUUAAUCUAAUUCAACCUAUAUUCUUCUCUGAUCAUUGUAUCUCUGAGGAAUAAUAAUCAAUAUAAAUUCUUAAAAGAUAAAUGUUAUUUCGUUCAGACAAGAAUUAUGCAUAUGCUUGUUAGUUCUUUAUGUUAUAUACACAUCUUUUACUUUAUCCACUACAUUAUUUCACUACUCAUACUCAUGUAUGUUGUUUUAAUCGUAUACAACAUUAACUAAAAACAACCGAUAAAAACCUGACAUGUAAAUCGUAAAAAAAAAAAAAAACAGUUGUGAAUGAUAUAGAGGAACCGGUAAAAACUUAAGAUGGGCCUUAUUUCUCGGCCCAAAUGCAGCCUACAUGGGUAAGUUAUUUCUCCUACUCGCGCAACCUAGCAGAGCGCGUGGAUCUAACUAUUCAAGGAGCGUGGUUUCCCAAAAUUCAAAUUUAAAACAUUUUCAUCCCGCCACACUACACCAGUUGUGUUAUACAGACGCUUCCCAUUCCCUUUGACCUACAAAAAAAAAAAAAAACUAAAGACGCUUGCUUCUCUUGUUAGCUUCAAAUCUCUCAACUCUCUCUGAUCAGAUUAUGGUGUAAGCAAUCACAACAUCAUAGAUGGAUUUUCAUGCAAUGAAUCGGAAAAAUCUACAAAUCCUAUGUAAAAAGCAUGGGAUCCCUGCGAAUCUCAAGAACAUCGAGAUGGCUAAUCGACUCUCUUCUCUUAUUAUCCAGAAGGAAGAGGAGGAGGAGGAGGUAGUCGCUAGUAGAAAAGCUAAGAAAGUAAGAUUCAGUCCCGAGACUGAUAAUCAAGUUUUCGAAUUCACUCGAUCUGUGAAGAAGAGUGUUAGAACGCGUAAAGCUCCUCAGCUAGGUGGAUGUAUAGAGCUAAGGAGGUCGAAGCGAAGUGUGUCUAAGGGGAUAGGUGAUGAUGGAGAUGAUGUGUCAAACUCGAUAAGUUCUGUUGGUAGUGUUCAAGAUGACGGUUUAUUACCUGGAGAUAUAGAUAUUCAGGAGGAGAGACGGUCCACGAGACUGGCGGCUAGAAUUGAGAAAGCAUGCGUGGAAGGUGGGACAUCUAAGGCGGUAGCUUUAUUACCUGCUGCUAAGCGGUCAAAGCGAAGUGGCUCUGGUGGUAGUAGUACUCAAGAAGAGGGUGAAGAUAAUGAUUUGAAUGCUCCAGAACGGGUUGAAGAUAGAGAUGUCCAGGGUGGGAGACGGUCCAGGCGACUGGCUGCUAAAACUGAGAAAUCAUCUGAGGAAGGUGGGAUGUCAAAGUCGGUGACUUUAUUACCUGCGGCUAAGCGGUCAAAAGGGCUUGUGGAUGUCGCUAGCAAAGAGGAAGAAAAGGAAACAGGAGAACAAUAUAGGAAGGGUGGUGAUUCUAAAGUUGAAAUGGUGCGUAGACGGUCUAUGCGGUUUGUGAAUGAGCAGACCAGUGCUCAGGAUCAGAGAAGGUCAGUGAGGCUUAAAGCUAGUGUGGAGAAGACAUUAGUAGGUCAAGCAAAGAAUGAUUCAGUUAAGGCUUCAAGAGUAGUUAAAGGGAGUCUAGUUGAUAAGAAGACGGAUGAGAAUCUUGUCAAAUCGAAAAGAGUUACUAGAAAUAUGAAGCGGGGCAGAUCAGGAGAGCCAGAGGUGGACAUUGGAGCUGCAUCAAACCAAAGCAAUCUGACGCUUAAGAAGACUUUGAAUGAGUUCGCUCACUUUGAGCAAGAAGAAGCUUGUGGAGCUGAUGUUAAAGUUGGAGGCUCUUCCAAGAAUCAAGAAUGCAUCAAGGAUAAGCCAGAAGGAAUAGUAAUAAUUGAGGACUCACCUUCUUUCUCCCAAGCCAAAGCUGCCGAACCUGUUAGGAUGCUUGAGAAGGUUUUAGACCCUACACUGGAUAAGUCAGAUGAUAGUUCUCAAAGGUCAAACAUCCGAGAGAUUAAUCGUGAACGUAUGGAAGAAGAAUGUGAAGAGAAACUUGAGCGAGAGACAGUUUCUAUGCCCCUGAUGGAGGAGGAAAGAGAGGAAGUAUCACCACGCUCUCUAAGCAGCCCAAAAGAUAAGCUACACGUCCCUACUGGCCAUAUCAUUGUUAAGGAUAGUGCUUCAACAGUUAUAGUAGAGGAAAGUACCAAAACAAAGGACGAAACCCUUGUUUACUCUCCUGUAUCUGAGCUUAAGGAGACUAGCUCUAUAGCUAAGUUAACAAACGUUAAAGGAAGUCUGGAAAACUCAACUGAACGUUGGAAAGAGAUUCACUCAGGCAAAGAUGAUGAGAAAGGUUCCUUGGAGAAUGUACAAGCAGAAAAUUUGCAUGGGAACGUUUCUGAAUGCAACACUGAGAGUAGCAGUGCAGAAGAAGAAAUGGAGAUUAGUAAGAUCGGUGGUCUGAGUGUUGCUCACUGUGUAAAUCUUAUACCAGAAAAACUUUUGGGUGAGUACUCUCAGUUAGAGCCAGAAGAAGCAGAGCGGCCUAACGUGGAAGCUAGAAGCUCUUCCCAGGAAGUGAAGAAGAUAAUGGCUAAAGAAUUCGUAAAAGAUAAGCCACAAGAAAUGGCUGAGGACUCACCUUCUACAUCUGAAACCAAAGCUACAGAACCUACUGUGAUUUCUGAGAAUGUUUUGGAUUCUACACGGACAGUGUCAGGUGAGACGUCAGCGGUGAGAAACAGUCACGAGUUGAAUUCUGAAGUUUUGGAAGAAGGACGUGAAGAGAAACAUGAGCAAGCCAUGACUAAAAAAGACAAAGGGGAAACAUCAUCACUCUCUGAAUUUCUUACUGAGCGCUCAGAAGUGAAAACCUGCCUAGAUAACCGCAUCACUAGCUGUUCUCUAUCUGUGGAAGCUACUUUGUCUCCUGCUUCAGUACAAUUUGCAAUGAGCAACCCGGAAGCCGAUCUAGGCGUGCCUACUGGCAAUGAUAUUGUUUCGACGGUUAUAACCAAGGAGGAAACUCUUAUUUUAACCCCUACAUCUGAACUCAAGGAGGAUAAAUCUGUUGCUAAGAUAUCAAAAGUAGAAGCAAUCCGGGGAAACUCAGCUGAAUGUUGCAAAGAGGAUGAAAAAGGUUCCUUGGAGAAGGAUGUCCAAGCAGAAAAUUUGCAUGUAAACUUUUCUGAAUGCAACACUGAGAAGAGCAGCUCAGAAGAAGUGGAGAUUAGUAAGGACGGUUGUAAGAGUGCAAAUCUGACGCCAGAGAAACUUUUGGAUACGUACACUCAAUUGGUGCCAGAAGAAGCAGGGGGACCUAAUGUGGAAAUUAGAAGCUCUUCCAAGAAAAUGAAGAUAGUGAGUUCAGAAUGCCUAAGAGAGAAUCCACAAGGAAUGGCUGAGGAGUCGGCUUCUACAUUCGUGACCAAAACUGCAGAAACUCUCAUGUUGUCUGAGAAUUUUUCAGUUGAUAUUUCACCGGUGGGAAACACUCAAGAGUUGAAUCAUGAACUUAGGGAUGAAGAACGUGAAGAGAAACAAGAGCUAGACAUAGUUCUGGUGGCUGAGACAGAGAAGGAGAAAAAGAAAGCAUCAUCACCAUCUGAGCUAUUUGUGGAAACCACUCCACCUCCUCCUUCUUUAGUACAGAUAGCAGUGAGCAACCCUGAAUCCGAGCUAAGUGUGCCUACUGGACAUAUCCUUGGUAAGGAUAUUGUUUCAGCAUUUAUUGCUGAGGAAGCUAUUAAAACCGAGGAGGUUUCUAAAUCUGUGCAGAGCUUUGUAGCUAAAUUUGCAGAAACAGAUGCAGCCCUUGAAAAUUCAGCUGAAUGUUGGAACGAGAGUCUUUCAAGCAAAGAUGAUGAUAGAGGUUCCUUAGAGAAGGAAAAACAAUCAGCAAAGCGACAUGGAAACUUCUCUGAAUACAACGCUGAGAAUAGCAGUGCAGAAGAAGAUGCAGACAUCUGUAAAGUUGGUCGUAUUAGCGCUGGUCAUUGUGUAUACCGGGAGAAGCUCGAUGAGGUCGAGGAUGAGAGUCUAAUGAAAUCUGUGCAAACAAUUUCUAGUGAGAGAGGUUGUAAACCAAAUCCGUUGGUGCUAAGUGGAUCGUUGUCAACUGAAUUUGCUUCUCACUCACCUAAGGAAGAGAACGUUUCAGAGUGUUUGGAGGAAGAGGAAAUGAAAGCUUUAUCCCAACCUACACCAAUAAAUAAAGCUGCUAGCAACGAACUUGACAGUUCAUCUCUAUUCACUACCCCCGAGAGGAACUUGAUGUUAAUGGAGCAGCUCAGCGAAAGUGGAAAGAUCUGUGAAGCUCAUAUAGUGACCCAGCACAAUGAUGAAGUAGUAGAGUCUGCUGUUUUCACAACUCCUGAAAUUUUUUUACUGCUGGGUGAUUCUGGGCUGGGAAAGGAAGAGGAGCAUACAACCACAGACUUUCCUGAUGAAUCUGAUAUUCUCAAUACCAGCCAAAAUGAAGCUUCUAAUGAAGGAGAAAGAAUAGAGGUUGAGCUUCAUGACGAGCCUAACAUUGCCGCUAGCCCACUGAGACAAUCCAGUGUAGGAGACUUCAAAGAAGAUAGAAACGAAAGGAAUGAAGAAAAUCGGACUGUUGAGCUCCAUUGUGAAUCCGGCACUUGCACUGGACAGGAUAAACAUGAUGGAGCAGAGAAUAAUGGAGGAAACAAAGCUAUGGAGUUAUAUGAAGAAUCUGUUGUUUUCACUGGUCUGGAGGAGAGGCGUGAGCUUUUUGGGGAUUCUAGAGAAGAUGAACUCAAGAUGGAUGCAGAGUUCUAUGAGGAAGCUGGAUUAUCCACUGAGAUGCACAAAGAUCUACCUUUAGCAGACCCUGAACUAGGCAAAGCAGGAUGGCUAGAAAUUAAUAAUGAUGACAAGUCAGGUAGCCUGGAGGGGCAAUUGUUAUAUGGAUACUCUGAACAAAAGAAAACAAAAAAGGCGCCUGCAGAGUUUCAUGAUGAGUCUGCUGUUCCCAGUAUUCCAGAAAGACAUCCAUUCCCGGAAGAGUCUGAACUGGAAGAAGCUGCAAAAAGUGAAGAAAACAAUGCUUUGGAAUCGCAAGCUGACUGUGACAACUUCACUGCCGCCAUCGUAAAUGCUAAGUCUCAUGAUGUGUCCGAUGUUCUCACUGCUUCUGAAAGCCACUCUAUUAUGGGAGCCUUUGAGCCAGAUGGAGAAGAAAACAAGGAUGUGGAAUUGUUGGGUGAAUCUAACAUUUCCACAAACGAAGAGUCUGGACAAGAUGGAAAGAUAAAAUAUAAUACAGCAGCCACUUGCGAAGAGUCUUCUUUUUUCAUUUCUGCAGAGAGACGACACCAUCUAGGAAACACUGAACCACACACUGCUGGAAAGCAAGAACGAAAGGAAGUGGAGUUCAAGGACGAGUCUGCCUUCUUCACUAGGCUCGAGACUCGUUUACUUUUGGGAGAGUCUACUCAGGACCGUUUUGAUAAUGGCAAGUCUGGCUCAGCCAAGUAUCAAAUCCAUCAUGCUUCUUCUCCCAAAGUUAUUUUGAAGGAUGACAGUGUGGUUCGAGAAUGUCAAGUUGCAGCUCCAGAUUUCAGAGAAAACACUAUUGUUGAUUCAAGUGGUAGUAUCGCAUCCAAAGUUUCUUAUAGCCAUGAGUUUAGUGCGAUGGAAGAAACUGCAGGUCAAGAGUUUAUGCCAAAAGCUUCUCAUGCAGAAAAUGUUGCAGGUCUAGAUGCCAUACAAGGGUCAUCAAAGCAAAGCAGAGGGAAUUCUCCACAUGUUGACACAUGCCAUUCUAUGGAGGCUGGCACUAUCAUGGAUGCAGAAAGAAAUGUUUCCUUCAGCUCCUCCAAUGUUCUUGCCUUACCAGCCAAAGGUAAUUCCGAGACAAUUGGUGACAUUUCCAACCACAUAGAAGUUGCUGGAACCUGGUCGUUGGUGUCUGAAGAAUCUGGCCCUUCCACAGACAUUCAGAACCAUAUAAAUGACGCACUGGAGGAGGAACUGGCAGUAACAGACAACAACAAAGCAGACGAGCUCAUAGAAGCAAAAGUAACAAAGAACGUGGACUCUUCAGGUGGCUCUGAUAUCUCUGGAAAGACAUGCGUCUUAGCUGUAACAGAGGAUGAGCACUUAUGUUACAAUUCUGAAGUAGCUGGUCCUGUUGAUACUGCAUUUGAGAAAGACAUCUCUCUGACUCCUGAUGAAUCCGCUCUUCAGAAAAACAAGAACCAAGAAGAAAUAUCUGCAGAUGAUGAAAUGCUUAAGAGAGAAGAUACUCCCAGUCCUGCAGAGACCUUUAAUGAGUCAUCGGAAAACAUUGGUGAAUCAUCUGAGAAGCAAGUAAGAAGAGAACAAGUCUUGAUUUACAGAACACAAGCGAAGCCUAAAAGGCAUGAUAUGAAAGAGAAUGCACCAAAGUCAAAGAUUGUGGACAAUCUUAACGUAACAGCUCCAAGGACAUCGAAGAGACAGCCGCUCCAAGACUUGAGGAAGAACUAGAAAGACACAGAGAAUCGGCAUAUCUCAUGCACGUUAAUGGUUUGUCUCAAACUUCCCUUAUUUGCUUUGUGACAUGUACGUCUAGUAAACCUUUCAAACUUGUUUUAUUUGCCUGUGUGUUUUCAAAUAAUUAAAAACCACUCUGGCUUUUGAUUUAUUGUGCAACAAAAGUUACCAUUAAAAUAAUUAGUUGUAUAUUGUAAACAAAGGUCAGAUAAAAACAUAUCCCAGAGUC
Brassica rapa (field mustard) is the source of this 6683-nucleotide messenger RNA. RefSeq lists its product as uncharacterized. Lineage: Eukaryota; Viridiplantae; Streptophyta; Magnoliopsida; Brassicales; Brassicaceae. The record is from RefSeq and is a predicted model, not a curated record.